CAGGACGGUUCCGGACCUGGCCUUGAAGUCGUGGGCGCUACCCUCCGGACGUCGCGCGGCCCGCGUCCCUGCUUCCGAGAAAUGUCUGCCAACGGGACGGAAGCCACUGCCAGCCCCCAGGUGACGGCAGAGGAACCGGUCCAGCAGCCCAGCGUGGUGGACCGCGUGGCCAGCCUGCCCCUCGUCAGCUCCACCUGCGACAUGGUGUCGGCGGCCUACGGCUCCACCAAGGACAGCCACCCGCACGUGAGGACGGUGUGCGACGCGGCCGAGAAGGGUGUGAAGACCCUCACAGCGGCUGCCGUCAGCGGGGCCCAGCCCAUCCUCUCCAAGCUGGAGCCCCAGAUUGCGUCAGCCAGCGAGUACGCCCACAGGGGCCUGGACAAACUGGAGGAGAGCCUGCCCAUCCUCCAGCAAGAGACAGGGAAGGUCCUGGCGGACACCAAGGAGCUCGUGUCGUCCAAGGUGUCGGGGGCCCGAGAGGCCGUGUCCAGCGCCAAGGACAUGGUGGCCACCCGCGUGACGGAGGCGGUGGACGCGACCCGGGGCGCGGUGCAGAGCGGCGUGGACAUGACCAAGUCCAUGGUGACGAGCGGCGUCCAGUCGGUCCUGGGCUCCCGCGUGGGCCAGAUGGUGCUCAGCGGCGUGGACACGGUGCUGGGCAAGUCGGAGGAAUGGGUGGACAACCACCUGCCCAUGACGGACGCCGAGCUGGCCCGCCUCGCCACGUCCCUGGACGGCUGCGACAUCGCGCCGGUGCAGCAGCAGCGGCAGCAGCAGACCUACUACGUGCGCCUGGGCUCACUGUCGGAGCGGCUGCGCAUGCGCGCCUACGAGCACUCGCUGGGGAAGCUGCGGGCCGCGCGCCUGGGCGCCCAGGAGACCCUGCAGCAGCUGGCGCAGGCGCUCAGCCUGAUGGAAACGGUCAAGCAGGGAGUUGAUCAGAAGCUGGUGGAGGGUCAGGAGAAACUGCACCAGAUGUGGCUCAACUGGAACAAGAAGCAGCUCCCGGGCACGGAGGAGGACCCGGCCCAGCCGGAGCAGGUGGAGUCGCACACGCUCGCCAUGCUCCGCGACGCGGCCCAGCGGCUCCAGGCCACCUGCGUGUCCCUGGGCCCCAGCAUCCAGGGGCUGCCGGCCCACGUGAAGGACCGGCUGCAGCAGGCCCGCUGCCACGUCGAGGACCUGCAGGCCACCUUCUCAGGCGUCCACUCCUUCCAGGACCUGUCCAGCGGCGUCCUGACGCAGAGCCGCGAGCGGGUCGCUGAGGCCCGGGAGGCGCUGGACCACAUGGUGGAGUACGUGGCCCAGAACGUCCCCAUCAUGUGGCUGGUGGGACCCUUUGCGCCCGGAAUCAUCGAGAGAGCCCCGGAGGAGCAGAAGUAGGAGAGCCGGGAAGGGGGCCCGGGGGGCCGCGAGCAGCCCUGACCCCUCGCCCGCCGCGCCUUUUUGCUGGUCCUCCCAGCUCAUCUCAGCUGCCACCGCGGGACCCUGACGUUCUCCGCACGGAGGACCAGGCCCUCAGCCUCUCUGAGCUCGGAGGAAACGCGUUCGGAGCCUCACCUCCUCGGUCGCUGGGACGAGGUUUCUGGGAAAAAGUUUUUUCUAGAACGUUCCAAAGAAAAAAAAUUUUUUUUUUCCUUCCUUAAAAGUCAGGGAUAUGAUUCUUGUAUCUCAGUUCCUUUUCUACACCAGGCCCCCAUAAGCUAGCGGACUUGCGCUUCUGGUCUGCAAAGGGGGUGGAGGCUGAGCUGGCGAGACGUGCUCCAGAACAGAGUGGGGCUCAGCCCUGCCCCGCGAGCUGUGGGUGCAACUCCAGAGUGGCCUUAAUAAAUUUUACCUGCAGCCCA
Messenger RNA from Equus quagga, 1850 nucleotides. RefSeq names its product perilipin 3 (gene PLIN3). Gene Ontology annotation, cellular component: cytosol; lipid droplet. The transcript has 8 exons. NCBI's taxonomy places the organism in Eukaryota, Metazoa, Chordata, Mammalia, Perissodactyla, Equidae. Gene Ontology annotation, biological process: positive regulation of triglyceride storage; lipid storage. The record is from RefSeq and is a predicted model, not a curated record. The coding region runs from base 82 to 1386 and encodes 434 amino acids.